GAUUCCUCCUGCCAUCGCUGUACAAGCAGCACCUUCCAGCAGGCAGCGCCGAGCAGGGGCCAGCGAUUCUAGUCCAGAUCUUGGCGGCCAAGUUUACUGUGAUUAUAACUUUGCUCAUUCAAAUUUUGACCAGCACCGGGUGCAUCUUUCCGUCGCUAAAGGCUGCAAAGGCGCUUUCUCCAUGGCCACCUGCCUCUCAGCCGCUACAAGUGGACGGAGAGCUGGCUGAAGAGCCUGAGAGUUGGAGCCUCACUUGGAGCCCCCUCCCUCCCGAGCUGCUUCCUGGGGGCUCCGCCAGGGUCCUGCUCUCGCCCCUGCCCGAUCCAGGGCAAACACAUCCCCAGGACUCAGCAUCCUCCCGCUCCGCGGUGGGCAGGGCCCAGAACCCAGGGACCUCACUGCAGCUGUGAACCCAUUGGGCUGUGGCAGGGACCAGCAGCUCCUCUCCCCCCGCUGUCGUGGGGAGAGGGUAUAAGAAGGGCUCGGACGCGGCUUUCCCAGCCACACCGAGCGGCGGCCGGGCUGCAGCAGCGUCCGCGGGCGAGCGGCCCCAUGAGCCGGCAGCUGGGCGCGCGGGGCUCGGACGGGGAGGACGAGGAGGAGGAGGAGGAGAUCGACACCGUGGGGGCCGAGGAGGUGGAAGGGCGCAGGGGCGUGCAGGGGGAGCCCGAGGGGAAGCCGCCCUACUCCUACAUCGCGCUCAUCACCAUGGCCAUCCUGCAGAGCCCGCAGCAGAAGCUGCCGCUGAGCGGCAUCUGCGCCUUCAUCCGCGGCCGCUUCCCCUACUACCGCCGGCGCUUCCCCGCCUGGCAGAACAGCAUCCGCCACAACCUCUCGCUCAACGACUGCUUCGUCAAGCUGCCGCGGGAGCCGGGCAGCCCGGGCAAGGGCAGCUACUGGGGCCUGGACCCGGCCUCGCAGGGCAUGUUCGACAACGGCAGCUUCCUCCGCCGCAGGAAGCGCUUCAAGCGCCCCCCGCCGCCUCCGCCCCCCGCCCCGCCGCCGCCGCCGCCGCCGCCGCCCCUGCUCUGCCCGCCCUGCGCCCUGCUGCCCCGCGAGCCGCUGCGCUACGUGCCGCCAGAGGCCGGGCUCCCGCUGCACCCCGCCUGCCUGCCGCGCCGGAGGGCGGCCGGCUGCGCCCUGCACCUGGGGCUGCUGCUGCUGCGGGAGCAGGAGGCGGCCGGGCGCAGCAGCGCCGCUGCCCCCGGCCGCGGCUGCUCCUUCAGCAUCGAGAGCAUCCUGACGGGCAGCGAGCCGGCCCGCGCCCGCCGCCGCCGCCGCCGCCGGCCGCCUGCCCUGCGGGCCCCAUCCCUGCCCCGCGCCCCCUGCCUGCUGCCCGCGGCGCUGCUCGGCGUGGCCUCGCCGCGGGACGCCGCCUGCUGCCCCGGGGCCGGGAAGGGCGCCCGCCUCGUCGGGCCCAGCCCUGGGUGCGGCGGCGGCGCGCUGGCUGCCUGCUCGGGCCCUGCCGGGCUGCUGCCCCGUGGAGCGGCACCGGCCGCCUUCUAGCGCCCAACGGGACCGGCGACCCCUGCCGGGGACGUUGCGCGGACACCCUGGUGGGUGGCGUUAGUGCCUCAAGCAACUUCAUGCUCCGAUCGGGAGCUGCCCGGCCCGGGCCCUGCCUCGCGUUUGCCGUCGGGGCGGGGGGCUUCGGCACUGUCCCCCCCAUCCGUCUCUGGGUGGCGAUUGUCAUGGAGCGCCUGACUUUAUGCUGCGAGCUGAAACUGACCGAUCCUGCUAAACUUGCAGCAGCUCCGGCUCUGGCGUGUGGCGAUCAUGCAGCAAAUAAUCCCCUCAUAGGUGUGCGGUGGCUGUAAAAUGUUUACAAAGCGAAAGCCUUUAAAUGAGGGUUGUUUUUUUAAGGAACAGGUCACCGGGCACUAUAGUGAGCCUUGCUGUUUUUCUCCCUGUGCAACGUCAAAAGCGCAUCCGGUCUGUAUUAUCUGAGUGAGAAAUGAACUAAGCGGGUAACUUGUGGGAUUCAAACAAAAACUUCAAACAUAGGACAACUUCCACUAUAAUAAGUUUCCUUUUCUCUUCCUUUGAACGACAAACUUUUCAAAAUUCCAAACGUACAAUACUUACGUAUCCUGUGUUUCCUCUUGUAACGGGUUUGCAAUAUAAAUAGACGUUGCAGCUGAAUAUUUAUUGCCUGUGAUCUGUAUUUGCAGCUUCCGUGGGGAAAUGUUAACAUAAACUUGUGUAUAGCCUAAAUAAAAAACAAUAUAGUGCUUGUCUUUCCUUUUUCUGAAGUCAGUUACAGAGGCUAACACAAUAAGCAUAUGCUCAUCAUAAUAUGUAUAAAAUCCAGCUGGCCAACUUUCCAAACGAAAGCGACCUUUUCGCUUUUAUGUUUUAAUGAGAGCGAAAGGGUCAUUUCGAAGGCCCUCUAUGGGGUGUAUUUCCGAGUGUUUCGGAUAUUUAGAUUUAGGGGUUAUUUCUAUAUGUUAUUUGACUGCAUAUAAAAUCAGAGGCGUUUUUUUGUUCAAGCCCUAGUAGAAGCCGAUUUAAAUUGAGAUCCGAACUGCCAGUAGCUUCACUGAGAGCAGGAUCGGACCCGUACAUUGGGAUACCAGGUGUCACCUUCCUCCCCACAAUGAGCAAUGAGAACAACCUAGGAGAUGAAAAAGAAAUGGCACUCGUUUCUCUGAUUCUUAG
Messenger RNA from Dermochelys coriacea (leatherback sea turtle), 2658 nucleotides. RefSeq names its product forkhead box D4 like 3 (gene FOXD4L3). Lineage: Eukaryota; Metazoa; Chordata; Testudines; Dermochelyidae. The record is from RefSeq and is a predicted model, not a curated record. Gene Ontology annotation, biological process: anatomical structure morphogenesis; regulation of transcription by RNA polymerase II; cell differentiation. Gene Ontology annotation, molecular function: DNA-binding transcription factor activity, RNA polymerase II-specific; RNA polymerase II cis-regulatory region sequence-specific DNA binding.